Messenger RNA from Wyeomyia smithii (pitcher-plant mosquito), 4454 nucleotides. RefSeq names its product chromatin assembly factor 1 subunit A-A (gene Caf1-180). The transcript is spliced from 5 exons. The coding region runs from base 143 to 4006 and encodes 1287 amino acids. Gene Ontology annotation, cellular component: nucleus; CAF-1 complex. NCBI's taxonomy places the organism in Eukaryota, Metazoa, Arthropoda, Insecta, Diptera, Culicidae. The record is from RefSeq and is a predicted model, not a curated record. Gene Ontology annotation, biological process: nucleosome assembly.
AGCUGUGAUAGAUAUAGUAGAAAUUUUCCUGUGCCAAUUGCAAAAGAAAAAUAAGAAACAGAACGAUAACAGGCAAGAAGCAGCAGAGGUAGAAGAAGCAGAAAGUAAUCGUUCCUGGAUUACUAACGAUCGGGGACUCGUAAUGAUGGAAUCGGUGAUAAGUGACAGCAAACAGUCACCGUCUGCUGAUGGGAAAAAAUUGAAACAAAGUCGUUUGCCUUUUCAAGUUCUCCCUGGUUCACCGGCAUCUCCAGGGCCGACCAUCGGAGAAUCUCGCAAGCGCAAACCCUCGGUUGAUCCGGCUGUUAUUGACGGUGGAACACGGGCAGCAAAAAUCGGUCGCAUUUCAGAAGUGAAGGAAAAUGUCAAGGACCAUGUCGGUGUACCGGAGGUAGUUGUUUUGGAUGAUGAGAGCAACAGUGCCGAUAUUGUAGAUGUUUGUAAAGAGGAUAAAAAGCUUGUCAUCGUGAAGGUAGAAUCACCUAGUACCGCCAAGCGGAAUGAAGCACCGGUGGACGAAGAAUGUGGUGAGACUGCUAAGACAAAUGAUAAGAUUAUGAUAAAAUUUCCUUUGAGUAACAAGAAAAAGGACAAAAAAGACGAUAAGGUUGGAAAGGAAGAGGGACCCGCUAAAAAGAAGGUACAUAAGGAAAAGAAAAAGCAGAAAAAGGAAACUAAGCCUAAAUUGGGAGAGGAGAAAAAAUCAGUUGAACAGAAGCCAACCAUUAUUGUUGAUGAUAGUGAUUUGUCCGAUGGGGGGAUGGAUGACGAUAAGGAGGCUGAAGAGUCCAUCGAUAAGAUGAAGGACAAGGGUAAGGAGGUUGAGCCUCCUGAAGACACGGCAGACCACGUCGAACCCGUGUCGAAAGAUGAGAAAAGUCAAGAGCAGCAAGUCUCCAAACCGGAAAUAAAGGAAAUAAUUCCUGACGUAAUCGUCGAUGAGGCAAUGAUAGAGGAAAAAAAAGAAACCGAAGAGCCGAAGAAGGAAGCAAAGCAAAAUGAAGUGGUCAAUCUUCGCCGGGGCAGAUCUUCGCGUGUAAAAAAAUCAAAAACUCCCGAAAAAGCUCAGCCAAAAGAGUCCGAAUCUGUUGAGUUACCCCCGCAGAAAUCAAAGUCUUCAAGUAAAACUACUUCAGUUAAGAAAAAUGCUUCCAAAAAGGAAGAAUCGCCCAAAACGACAAAAGCUCCGACAGACGAAUUAGACAAGAAACAGAUCUCAACAGAGUCUUCAAGUAAAACAACUUCAGUUAAGAAAAAUGCUUCCAAGAAGGAAGAAUCGCCUAAAGCGACAAAAGCUCCGACAGACGACUCGGACAAGAAACAGACCCGGGGAGCGUUGGAUAAAUUUUUCGCUAAGGUCGAUGCCACUAAAGCUGCAUCAUCUGAUGAGGCUGUAACUGCUGUGAAAAAAGAUGAUACAUCGACGGAAAAAGAACCAGCAGCCGAGAUUAAUCAGAAAACACCAGAAAAAGUUUCUUCGCAAGACAAUGGACCAAUGGAAACGGACGGUGAACCACCAGGCGAAACCAAGACGGCCGCUAAUAGUAGUGCCAUUAUCAGCAUCUGUCUUGAAGAAUCGUCCGAUGGGAAUAUGGCUGACGACGAAGAGAAUGCCUAUAUGUUAUGCACCCCUAAUACCAAGGAACGCAUGCUGUUAUCAGCUGAAGAGCAGAAGAAAAAGCUCACGCCAAAGCAGCUUGCGCGUCGUGCCGAGGCAGAGCGAAAGCAAGCACUCAAGCAGCAGGAGUUGGAAGAGAAAAAGCGCAAGAAACAAGAGGAGAAAGAUGCCCGUCAGCGUGAACGCGAAGAGCAAGAGCGUUUGAAGAAAAAAGAAAGAGAGGAGAAGGAAGAACAGAAGAAGAAGGAACGAGAAGAGAAGGAAGAGCAGAAGCGCAAAGAACGGGAAGAGAAGGAAAAGAAACGGCUGGCAGAACUGGAAGCAAAAAAUGAAGAAAAACGUAAAAGGGACGAGCAGAAAGAGGAAGAACGACGCAAGAAAGAAGAGGAGAAGGAAGCUGAAGAGAAGCGUAAACAGAAGACGGCUCAAGCGUUUCAGAGUUUUUUCGUGAAGAAAACCAAUGGCCGAGAAGGUAAACAGUCGGAAGACGAGAAUUCGAUGGAUCAGCAGCAGCUUGGAGAAGGUGAGGCGAUCCCAAAGCAGCAUAUUUUUAUGCCCUUCUGCGUAAAAGGUGACAUGCGGCUGGCUCCGUUGUGUCGCUGUUCGCUAGGAGAAGAGCGGAAAAAAUUGCUGGAUGAAAUAUUGAAAAAGUCUAACGAUGGAAAUGGAAACGAUGCUGAAGUUGUCACUGAUCGUAAGAAGCUCUAUUUAGCUCAGCUGAAGAACACGGGUUACAGGGCUGGUAAAAGUGAGAGAACCUGGAUAGCGCAGGAUGACGAACAGGAAGAGGAUGACGUAAUAGUUAUUGACGACACCGUUUGCCACCAAAUCGAGGUGGAUCCGGCUGCGGCGCCCGCUAAGCGAUAUCGUGCUAAAUACUUUUUGUUUGAGGAAAACCGUCGGCCACCCUAUCUGGGAACAUGGCGUAAGCGAAGUGCCAAAAUUCAGGCCCGCCGUCCGUUCGCUCAGGAUACGAAAUUUUUCGACUACGAAGUAGACUCCGAUGACGAGUGGGAAGAGGAAGAGCCCGGAGAAUCGCUGCAUGGCAGCGACGACGAGAAGGAUGUCGAUCCAGAGGAGGAUUACGAAGUGGAUAACGAUUUCUUUGUGCCCCAUGGGCAUCUUAGUGACGAGGAAAUGCAAGCGGAAGACGAUGUACUGGACGAUAAUAGCCCUGAAACACAGAAAGCCAAGCUUAAAAUUUUACAGCUGGAGUUUGCCGCCGAAAUGAAAAAGAAGACCGAAAAAAUUAAGCCCCGCUUGAUUGGUUGCAUCUGGGAGAAUCCAACCGGAAGCGAUGACCGUCCGGAGUGUUCUGUCGUGAUCUGGGACAUUUUGAAAGCGCGAGCGAUGUUGUUCGAUCCGGAAGAGCCAAUUUCGUUUACCGUUCAGAAAACCGAUCCGGAUUCUAAUCAAUCCUCACCCAGCAAGGAAAAGGAAUCAGUAGAAUUUCGAAUAAAAAAAGUCAAGCUGGUGGAUGAAGGGGUGAAAGAACUGAUACAAUUGGUUCACGGUUGCGCACACAAUAAACAGUUUUUGGUUAAGGAGUUCCAAGCAUAUUGGGCCAAGCGAAGGGAUGAGGGAGAAUUCGGCGUGCCGCUAUUCGCUCCCGAAAGCAUACGGACCAAGAUGGUGGAAAUUUGCUCUUGGAGACCUUGCCCAGACGAGGGUCCAAUGCAGAACAAGAUGUGCUGGUAUGUUCACAAGGAGGUGCUGAAAAAAUAUCAACUGACGGAUAUUUCAAUUCCAACCGAAUGGGAGUUUAUCCUGAAACCUAUUGCUAAGAGCAAGAAGGAAAAGAAGGAACGUAAGACGGAGACGGAGGAUCCAAAAGGUGUAGAGAAGGAAGAGAAAACACCACCGAAGAAGGAAUCGUCAGAAGAGAAGGAGAAGAAAGAACGUCUGCCACCGGCGGUACCUACUUCUGUCACAAAGCCGAAAACUCCCGCCGCCAGUAUCACCAAGUUCACGAAGAAACUCUCGGACGAUGACAAGCGAAAGCAAUUUGGCAAGAACCGGAAAAGCGGCGAACCAUCGACGACGUCCUCCAGCAAUAACAGUCCCCGCACGAAACCAGUCGUUGCUGCCACUAAAAGCAACUCUAAAGCUUCUCCAAAGGUGGCUACUAACUCACCCACUGCAGCCAAGGGAAUCGCGAAAGCAAACGGAAAGUCCCCGGUAGCAGCGGCGGUGCAACAACCGAAAAAGCGCAUCCAAUUAUUGAUGUCCGUUCCGAAGGGGCAGCCGAUAAACGAAUCGUUAAAAAACAAUCUUAUCAGUCAGUUUCUGGGGAAAGGAGGCGGCAGCAAAAGGAAGCCUGUGGAACCGAUGGAGGUUGAUCCUCCUAGCAGUAACGGCGCGGAUGAAGUUAUAGUGCUAGAUGAUUGAAAACAACUGCAAAAAUAUCUGUAAUUUAUUAAAUUCCGUCGUAUCUAUUAGCAGCCAGAGCCAGAAAUUGCGUGAAAAACCGCACCACAGGUUCUUUUCAACAAUAUUAUGUUAUUCGCAAAAGCUAUUUUUACUGUACCUAGUUUGUAGUCGCGUAUAUCUCUUUAAUAUAAUAGUUGCUAGUGCGCCUUUUUUCGCUGUUUUUCUCUCAUCUGCUUUUCCCGAUAUGUCAAGCACGUCACGCAGUUUGCGUUCCGAAUCCCCGCAAAUGCACACAACCAGAAGUGAUGAAUAUCCAAACAAUAAGCGGUGUGGUUAUCUUACCUAGCAAAUCGGUUUGAAACUUUUGUAAUCGAAUGGGAAAUGUAAAUUACCGAAAGAGAUGGUCUGAGCGGACAUAAAAAAAGAGUUGAAUAAACUUCAAUAAAUUUUACAUUAUAUACUAUUU